Cervus elaphus (red deer) is the source of this 3174-nucleotide messenger RNA. It is a transcript of the gene FERMT1, whose product is annotated as FERM domain containing kindlin 1. Gene Ontology annotation, molecular function: integrin binding. The record is from RefSeq and is a predicted model, not a curated record. Gene Ontology annotation, cellular component: focal adhesion. The transcript has 16 exons. Gene Ontology annotation, biological process: cell-matrix adhesion; integrin-mediated signaling pathway. The coding region runs from base 360 to 2399 and encodes 679 amino acids. NCBI's taxonomy places the organism in Eukaryota, Metazoa, Chordata, Mammalia, Artiodactyla, Cervidae.
GCCGUGCGGCAGCCCAGGGACCACUGUUUGUCCGUAGUCUGCAGAGCGCCCCCUCCCCGCGCAGCGGGACCUGGCAGGCUGGGGCUGGUCGUGCUGCCGCCUGCCCGCCGCCCUGGCCGGCGGUGCCCCGAGGGCCGCGCGGGGCGGAGACCAGUCGGCGGGGGCGGGCGCCAGUCUAGGCGGCGGGUCGGCGCGCAGCACUCGCCCGCAGAGCCUCGCGGAGCAGCCGCCGCCACCGGGCGCCCCCUGCUCGGCCUGGGUGGCCUCUGCCCGCGUCUCCAGGAGGGCAGCGGCACACGUGCCCGGCCGCGAGACCGCACGCCGCAGGCUUGAGAAAGGAAACACCUGUAUUUGCCACAAUGCUUUCAUCCAGUGACUUUGCAUCUGCUUCUUGGGAGCUUGUGGUCCGAGUUGAUAAUCCAAAUGAAGAGGAGCAGAAGGACAUCACACUGAGAGUGUCUGGAGACCUGCACAUUGGGGGAGUGAUGCUCAAGUUAGUGGAACAGAUAAACAUAGCCCAGGACUGGUCAGACUUUGCCCUUUGGUGGGAACAGAAACAUUGCUGGCUUCUGAAAACACACUGGACUCUGGACAAAUGUGGGGUCCAGGCAGAUGCAAAGCUUGUCUUUACCCCUCAGCAUAAAAUGCUUCGCCUCCGCCUGCCAAACAUGAAGACAGUGCGGCUGCGAGUCAGCUUCUCGACUGUGGUCUUCAGAGCUGUCAGCGACAUCUGCAGAGCCCUGAAUAUUAGAAGAGCAGAAGAACUGUCCUUACUAAAGCCUUCAGGUGAAUAUUUUAAAAAGAAGAAGAAAAAAGAAAAAAAUAAUAAGGAGCCCAUAAUUGAAGAUAUUUUAAACCUGGAGGGUUCUCCAACAAUUUCAGGUCCAUCUGUAAGUCCUGGCUUAUACAGUAAAACCAUGACCCCCACGUAUGACCCCAUAAAUGGAACGCCAGCAUCGUCCACAAUGACUUGGUUCAGCGACAGCCCUCUGACAGAACAAAACUGCAGCAUCCUAGCAUUCAGCCAGCCCCCACAAUCACCAGAAGCGCUUGCUGAUAUGUACCAGGCUCGGUCUCUGGCUGACAAAGCCAAGCUUAAUGCAGGUUGGCUAGACUCCUCACGUUCCCUUAUGGAACAAGGCAUCCAGGAGGAUGAGCGGCUGCUGUUACGAUUUAAAUACUACACUUUCUUUGACUUGAAUCCCAAAUAUGAUGCUGUCCGAAUAAACCAACUCUAUGAACAAGCCAGGUGGGCCAUUCUCUUAGAAGAAAUUGACUGCACAGAGGAAGAAAUGUUGAUCUUUGCAGCACUGCAGUAUCAUAUUAGCAAACUGUCGUUGUCCACUGAAAUACAGGAUUUUACAAAUGAGUCUGAGGUUGACGAAGUAGAAGCAGCACUUUCUAAUUUGGAAGUGACCCUGGAAGGCGGAAAAGCAGACAACACUUUGGAGGACAUUACUGAUAUCCCUAAACUUGCAGAUAAUCUCAGAUUAUUUAGGCCCAAAAAGCUAAUAUUAAAAGCUUUCAAACAAUAUUGGUUUGUCUUUAAAGACACAUCUAUAGCCUACUUUAAGAAUAAGGAACUUGAACAAGGAGAACCAGUUGAAAAAUUAAACCUUAGAGGUUGUGAAGUUGUGCCAGAUGUAAAUGUAGCAGGGAGAAAAUUUGGAAUCAAAUUACUAAUCCCAGUUGCUGAUGGUAUGAAUGAAGUGUAUCUGAGAUGUGACCACGAGAGUCAGUAUGCCCAAUGGAUGGCUGCCUGCAUCUUGGCGUCAAAGGGCAAAACCAUGGCAGACAGCUCCUACCAGCCAGAGGUCCUCAACAUCCUUUCUUUUCUGAAGAUGAAAAACCGGAACUCAGCAUCUCAGGUGGCUUCUGGUCUCGAAAACAUGGACUUGAACCCGGAAUGUUUUGUGUCACCUCGGUGUGCAAAAAAGCACAAGUCUAAACAGCUGGCAGCCUGCAUUCUGGAAGCCCACCAGAACGUGGCCCAGAUGCCCCUGGUCGAAGCCAAGCUGCGGUUCAUCCAGGCAUGGCAGUCUCUACCUGAAUUCGGCCUCACCUACUACCUUGUCAGAUUUAAAGGAAGCAAAAAAGAUGACAUUCUGGGAAUUUCAUAUAAUAGGUUGAUUAGAAUCGAUGCAACCACUGGGAUCCCAAUUACAACAUGGAGAUUUACAAAUAUGAAACAGUGGAAUGUAAACUGGGAAAUCCGGCAGGUGGCUAUCGAGUUUGACCAGAACGUCUCCAUUGCAUUCACCUGCCUGAGUGCGGAUUGCAAAGUCGUGCAUGAGUACAUCGGAGGCUACAUUUUCCUGUCCACCCGCUCCAAGGACCAGAAUGAAACGCUCGACGAGGACCUGUUCCACAAGUUGACCGGUGGCCAGGAAGCUAUUUGAGAAGACAGAUCUUUGCAAUUCUGGGGGCCACCUCAAGACAGCCUUGGCUGGGGACUCUUCGGCCCUGAGGCAGAAAUUGUCACUGGAAGUUCUUCUUUCAGCCUCACCUUAGAAGUGAAAUGUUAGUGAAGAAUCUUCAGGCAAUACCUGAACUUCUGAGCCCUAGCUUAAAGAUUAAUUGUGCCUCAAGCACUUGACUAAUCUGGUCCAUGUCAUAAAGAACUGAGUUUGAAACAUUCUAUACAGAAACCAGUGCCAAGUGAACUGUGUUGAACUUGGUGGUCAUUUCUCUAUAGUCCUGGGCCCCCAUUAUUUUAGAACCUAGCUGGGCCCUACAUUAAAACAGUACUCCUUGAUGUCACAGUUUACCUGUCUACUGUCAAAUACAGCUCUGUCUAAUUUACCGAAGCUAGACCUUUGGUUCAACUUUCUUCCUCAGCUUUUCCUAGUUGUCUGAUAUUUCCAUGUAAACACUCAAAAGAGUUGACUGGUUUUAACCAGACUUUUAAGGGAGCAUUUCUUCCAUGACUACACAGCAACAUCCCAGAGGAAAAAGCAAGUGUGACAAGAAAAUCAUAAACGCUGCUGUUCUAAAGAGCAACUUAUGGAUAUUUUUACAUUGGGUGCAAAGGUCACCUGACUUCCUAUGAUGAAAUUUGAAAUUAAUGUGCGGCUUUCAACCUUGUUUGCUUUCUUAUCUAUGGUACAUGGGGAAAUCUGCAUUGUUUUGUAUUUUAUAUGACUUUUUAAAAGUUUUCUACAGAUUUGAAUAUGG